CUGGUCCAUAAAUAGAUCACAAUCAUGAUAUAAAAAGGAAGAGAAAAGAAUAAUUAAUAUUUACAAUUAAGAAAAGAAAAAAAAAGAGAAAAGACCAAACCACCAACAAGGAAAAGACAAGAAGGUUUAAUAGAGAAAAGAUGAAGUAUUUCAACUGUUGUUAAACGAUUGGUGGUUCAGUGAGAUUGUCAAGAUGAACAUCAGCAUAACCGAUAUUUGUGAAAACACUAAAAUGGGAAGAGAAUUUGCUCUUCUUGGUAAUUACGAGACUUCACUGGUCUAUUACCAGGGUGUUGUUCAGCAGAUUCACCGAUUACUUCAGACAAUUAACGAUCCAAUUAGAAAGGAGAGAUGGCAAGAGAUCCAACAAAAGAUUGCAGAUGAAUAUGGUUAUGUUAAGGAUAUUCAAAGCCUUUUGCUUGGAUUUCGAGGUGAUCAUCAUAAUAAUCGUGUUGUUGGUCCAAACCGUCAACCAUCACCAGCCUUUACUCUACCUGACCUUGAUCUAAAUUCUGAUCCUAAUAUUUUCUGGCCUUCAAGUAGCAAUAACAACUCACCAAGAGAUGCUGAUGUUUGGGCUCCACCUCCUGAUCCCAAGCCUAAUUCAAAUGCAAGAAAUUCACGAGCAUCUAAAAGUACCUCAAGCAAAAUAACCUCAUCAUCAGCUCGAACACCGACCAAUAAAACUAUAUCCGCCAAGAAGACAAACGAUGGCAGAAGUACUAGUAAAACAUCAAACAGCUACAACAGUUGUUCCCAAGGAACCGGAGAUAGUGGAGCCAGGAAGAAAGGUUCAUCUACGAGUAAAGAUGAAGCCGAAGGUGAAAAGAAAUUUGAGAUUCAUGGACCAGACGCUGAGCUGGUUGAUAUGUUAGAACGUGACAUACUUCAGAAAAACCCGAAUAUCAAGUGGGAUGAUAUCGCUGAUUUACACGAUGCCAAAAGGUUACUCGAAGAAGCUGUCGUUUUACCCAUGUUACUACCCGAUUUCUUCAAAGGGAUUCGACGCCCAUGGAAAGGUGUCUUAAUGGUUGGCCCACCAGGAACGGGUAAAACAAUGUUGGCGAAAGCAGUGGCCACCGAAUGUGGAACCACUUUCUUUAACGUGUCAUCUUCAACAUUAACUUCAAAGUAUCGAGGUGAAUCAGAAAAACUGGUUCGAAUAUUAUUCGAAAUGGCCCGUUUCUAUGCUCCAAGUACCAUAUUCGUCGAUGAGAUUGAUUCCCUUUGUUCAAGAAGAGGAUCUGAUACCGAACAUGAAGCAUCUCGACGAGUUAAAUCCGAAUUACUCAUCCAAAUGGACGGUAUAACGAACAAUGAAGAUCCAGCAAAAGUAGUUAUGGUUCUUGCGGCGACAAAUUUCCCUUGGGACAUUGAUGAGGCCUUACGUCGACGUUUAGAGAAACGUAUUUACAUUCCGUUACCAAAUAAGAAAGGCCGUGAGGCCUUACUGGCAAUAAAUUUAAGGGACGUUGAAAAAGCUCCCGAUUUAAAUAUAAGUGAUAUAGCUGAACAAUUAGAUGGUUAUUCUGGAGCUGAUAUAACCAACGUUUGUCGUGAUGCCUGUAUGAUGGCGAUGAGACGAAAAAUCGCCGGCCUUACUCCUGAACAGAUUCGUGCUCUAUCAAAAAGUGAACUCGAACUGCCCGUCAGCCCAGAAGAUUUUUUCGAAGCCGUGAGAAAGGUAAACAAAUCAGUCUCCGAGGAAGACCUUUUGAGAUACGAUAAAUGGAUGGCUGAGUUUGGAUCAACAUAAUCAAUGAAUCACGGAAAACACAAUCAAAUUAAAACGAAUCAAAACGCUAAAAUGAUCACCAAUUCUCCCUCCAAUCAACAAUCACAAUCAACUGUAAUUUUUCAUUGUUCACCGUUCAUUUAAUCGCAAUCUCGCCAAUCUUUACAAACGCAAUUAUUUUAGUCAUUCCAAUUACCCCUUUCUUUUAAUUACUCCAAUUGUUGAUUUUAAUCAGUUUCAAUUUCAAUUUGAAAUCCUUGAAAAAAAAAGUAUUUAUCAUUUAUGAUAUUUAUGUAUGACGAUAAUUAAUUGUUGUAGGAGAUACUUUAUCACUAAAUUGUGACUUAAUUCCAGUUACAAUGUAAAUAAAAUUAUUACAAUCAAAAAACAAUAUGAUCAAACA
This is a messenger RNA of Panonychus citri (citrus red mite), 2138 nucleotides long. It is a transcript of the gene Kat60, whose product is annotated as katanin p60 ATPase-containing subunit A-like 1. Gene Ontology annotation, molecular function: ATP hydrolysis activity; microtubule severing ATPase activity; ATP binding. Bases 194 to 1756 code for a protein of 520 amino acids. Gene Ontology annotation, cellular component: microtubule cytoskeleton. Lineage: Eukaryota; Metazoa; Arthropoda; Arachnida; Trombidiformes; Tetranychidae. The transcript is spliced from 4 exons. Gene Ontology annotation, biological process: microtubule severing. The record is from RefSeq and is a predicted model, not a curated record.